AUGGACAUGGACAAAGCAGAACGAUCUUCGGACCAGGUCGAGGACGUCAACGCCGAUAAGCUGAGCCAACAUGGCGGCAACCUCAUCAUGCCUGCGAGCCUGGCGGCCCUAGGCCAGGAGGAAUACGAGAGGGUCGGCAAGAAAGCAACAUUGAAGAUGGACAUGGUGAUCAUGCCCAUCAUGGUCAUAAUGUACAUCCUCAACUACCUCGAUCGCCAGAACAUAGCUAGCGCGAAGCUCGCUGAUAUCACCACGGACCUAAGCCUCAGCGAAGUUGAGUAUCAGACCACCGUCAGUAUCUUGUUUGUUGGUUACAUCCUCAUGCAAGUCCCCUCCAACAUGAUCGUCGGCAAGAUCAAGUGGCCCGGGGCGUACAUCUGCUGUGGAAUGGCCGCCUGGGGUGUUAUUUCUUCCCUCAUGGCCGUGGUGCACAACUACGAAGGUCUUUUGAUGGCUCGAUUCUUCCUCGGCUUCGUCGAGGCUAUAUUCUUUCCCGGCGCUCUUUACUUUCUCUCCCUGUUCUAUAACCGAAAGCAGUUUGCCCUGCGGACUGCCAUACUCUACUCUGGAUCCCAGCUGGGCAAUGCUUUUGGCGGACUCUUCGCCAUCGGCAUCUUGAACCUGGAUGGUGCCCAUGGACUCGCGGGUUGGCGUUGGCUGUUCCUCGUAGAGGGCGUCAUCACCGUCGGCUUGGCCAUCCCGUUCGCAUGCAUCCUACCCAACUCCAACAAGAAAAUUCCCACUCUGACCCAGCUGGAGUGCGAAUGGGUUCAGUACAACUUCGCGGCAGACCAGGGUCAGGAAGACGAUCCGAGCGAAGUCACCGCUCUCAAGGGGUUUAUGAUGGCUGUUACGGACCCAAAGACCUGGAUGUUCAUGGGUGUUCUCUACUCCACCUACAUCGUCGGCGCCGUCGCCAACUUCUUCCCCUCCGUCGUCGGCGGCCUCGGCUUCUCCCGUACAAUGACCUAUGCCCUCACCGCGCCGCCCUUCCUCCUCUGCGUCAUCACAAUGCUCCUAAACGGCUUCCACUCAGAUCGUAAACAAGAACGCUCCCUACACAUCGUCAUCCCCCUAUGCAUCACCCUUGUCGCCAACAUUAUCGCCGUCUCAACGACUAACACGGCCGCACGCUACGUCGCUAUGAUGCUCCUUCCGGGAUCUUUCUACGCCGCUGCUGUGGUAGUGCUCUCGUGGAUCACGGGUAGUCUGGCACAGCCUUCGGUGAAGCGUGCGAGUGCUAUUGCGCUGAUCAAUGCUAUGUGUAACACGCCGAAUGUUUGGGGUAGUUAUCUGUACUAUGGUGCGCCGAGGUAUGUUACGGCAUUUAUUGUGAAUAUUGCGGCGACAGGGUUGGCUAUUGGGUUCGCUACGGUGACGAGGAUCUGGUUGAGGCGGUUAAAUGCCAAGUUGGACCGGGGCGAAGACACGGGGAAGCAUGGGCCGACGCAGGCGCAGGUUGCCGGAGGAUUUAGGUAUCUCACUUGA
Colletotrichum phormii is the source of this 1488-nucleotide messenger RNA. RefSeq names its product major facilitator superfamily domain-containing protein. Gene Ontology annotation, biological process: transmembrane transport. The transcript has 6 exons. The coding region runs from base 1 to 1488 and encodes 495 amino acids. Gene Ontology annotation, molecular function: transmembrane transporter activity. NCBI's taxonomy places the organism in Eukaryota, Fungi, Ascomycota, Sordariomycetes, Glomerellales, Glomerellaceae. Gene Ontology annotation, cellular component: membrane. The record is from RefSeq and is a predicted model, not a curated record.